This is a messenger RNA of Penaeus vannamei (Pacific white shrimp), 917 nucleotides long. Its product is annotated as probable caffeoyl-CoA O-methyltransferase 2. The record is from RefSeq and is a predicted model, not a curated record. Gene Ontology annotation, molecular function: S-adenosylmethionine-dependent methyltransferase activity; O-methyltransferase activity. NCBI's taxonomy places the organism in Eukaryota, Metazoa, Arthropoda, Malacostraca, Decapoda, Penaeidae.
UGUUAUUCGUGUGUAUUUGGGGGGAAGAGGGGGCGCUGUAUAUACAUUGCAAUCAUUAAUAUACAUGCGCUUUAGGUGUAUACAUGUGAACGACGCUGCUUAUACCAGGAGGGAUCCUGAAGAUGUCUAUACUGAAGAGUUACCGUAAUCCCGACCCUUUGGUGCAGUAUUGUGUAAAUCAUUCAUUGAGAUUAACCGACGUGCAAAAACGCCUGAAUGAUUUGACUCUGCAGCACAGGAGAGGCAGAAUGUUGGGAGCUCCCGAGGUUCUGCAGCUCAACUCCAACAUAAUGCAGGCGAUAGGAGCUAAGAAAGUGCUAGACAUCGGGGUGUUCACCGGCGCCAGUUCCCUCUCCGCCGCCUUGGCUCUGCCUCCUGAGGGGAAGGUCCACGCCCUGGACAUCAGUGAGGAGUAUACCAACAUAGGCAAGCCGUUCUGGGAGGAAUCCGGCGUCGCGGACAAGAUCCGUCUGCACAUCGCUCCGGCUGCCGAGACGCUGCAGAAGUUCGUCGACGGCGGAGAAGCCGGCACCUUCGACUACGCCUUCAUCGACGCCGACAAGACCAACUACGAUCGGUACUACGAACUGUGCCUCACCCUGCUGCGUCCUGGAGGAGUCAUAGCCUUCGACAACACGCUCUGGGAUGGGGCUGUGAUCGACCCCGCUGACCAGACUCCGGACACGGUGGCUCUCAGGAAGCUCAACGAAAAGCUGAAGGACGACCAGAGAAUCAACAUCUCCUUCCUCAAGAUUGGCGAUGGCUUGUCGCUCUGUUUCAAAAAAUGAGUUUCGUUUUUUACAUGCUAGGCACAGAACUUCCCAAAUGGUUAUUAAGAUUGUUUAGGAGAAUGUCGAAACCUUAGUCAUAAUUAGAAAAUGUGACCAAGAAUUUAUAUAAAAAAGGUUAUAAAAGUC